Molecule: messenger RNA, 4524 nt
Organism: Hypanus sabinus (Atlantic stingray)
Lineage: Eukaryota; Metazoa; Chordata; Chondrichthyes; Myliobatiformes; Dasyatidae
Gene: nid1a
Product: nidogen 1a
Exons: 20
Coding region: 16-3945 (1309 amino acids)
Biological process (GO): cell-matrix adhesion
Molecular function (GO): calcium ion binding
Source: RefSeq, a predicted model, not a curated record
UGAUUGGCCGCUGAAAUGAGAUUGAGCGCCGCGCCGGUGUGCUGGCGGGAAUGGGGGAGUGGGACCGUAAUUGAAUUGGCCACGGCGACGGGAGAGGGUGGGAAAGGCCGGAGUGCGCGUGUCCGGCUGGAGCGGGUUCAGGCAACGGGGCGGAGCCGAGCCGAGCCGGGGUGGAGGGUGGGCUUUGGGACUGGGGUACUUUGUGAGGCGCACACUAUGCGGGUCUGCUUUGCGGAUAUGGUGCAGAUGGGCUCGGGAUCUCUGCGGCUGUUGGCGCUACUCCUGCUACAAGCGGCCGAGCUGAGUGGGCUCUCCCCCGGGCAGCUGCUCCCUCAUGGCGAGUGGGCUGGGGACCAACUGCUGGAGCCCGGGGACGACGCCUCCUCGGAGGCGAUGAGGUUGUCGCAGGCUCUGCAUCUAUUCGAUAGUACUGUGAAGAACUUGUACGUGAACACAAAUGGAAUCAUAGCAAUUAGCAAGCCCCCUAAAGAAGUGAAUUUUGUCGACACAUUCCCACCAAGGUUCGGGUCCAUUGCGCCAUUUCUAGCUGACUUGGACACUUCUGAUGAAGUGGGGAAGGUCUAUUACAGGCAGGACUCCUCUCCACAAAUCUUGAAACACGUUGCACAGAUGAUAAAUCAAGGCUUCAGCGACUUCAGCUUCCAACCUGUUAAUGUUUUCAUUGCCACUUGGGUAAAUGUGAGUGCACACAACGAUUUUCGGCAGGGUGACCAGCAACUGAUUAAGAGAAACACCUUCCAAGUGGCUUUGGCUUCUGAUGAAUCCAGUUCCUACGCUGUCCUUCUGUACCCUGAAGGUGGUUUGCAGUUUUAUUCAACGCGACCCAAAGCAGCAAAUAACAUCGACUUGGACCUGCCAGCUCGUGUGGGCUUCAGCAGUGGGGAAAGAAGCUCCAUUCUGUCUACUCGUGAAGGACCAUCCUAUGCAGUUGCAUCUAGCAGCGAACAGUCCGUUAAAAACCUAUACCAAGAUGGUAAUUCUGGAGAACGAGGAGUUUGGAUCUUUCAACUUGGAAGUUCUUCUAACCACACCAUCCUGCCCGCCAGUGGAAGGGCACUCCACCUUGAUGACUCUGUUCUCAACACCUUUAGCACUGCGACAACUGUGGACCACGGAAAGAGUUAUUUCCUGGAUGUAAUUGAAAAUGGGACAGACCAGGAUGAUGAUUCCCCGGAAGAAGAGCAGAAAGUUGAAAGUGUGGUCAACCAAAGGACAAUUCCACAGCAGAAUCGAGAAGCGCCUCACUUUGUUGAGCCUGGUCCGGUUAUCAUUGCGCGCCCAGUCCAGCAUUUGAUGCAGAAAAUUGUGAUGAAGUGGUCAGAAACAGAUGUGACUGGAAAUGUGUUCUCGUACAACACCGAGAGAGAGCUGACGUGCAGCAACAACCAUCACACCUGCUCGCCUCACGGCUUCUGCAGAGACUACGUGACGGGAUUCUGCUGUCAUUGUAAUUCUGGCUAUUAUGGCAAUGGCAUACAGUGUGUUGCAGAGGGGACUCCACAGCGCGUGAAUGGGAAGGUGAAUGGAAAGAUCUUUGUAGGAGUCAACCCCAUGCCUGUCCAGUUUGAGAACAUCGACCUUCAUUCGUAUGUGGUGGUUAAUGAUGGGCGGUCGUACACGGCUGUCAGUAGAAUCCCAGCCACGGUGGGGUGGGCUAUGUUACCGUUGUCUGCUGUGGGAAGUAUUAUUGGUUGGAUGUUCGCAUUGGAGCAGCCCAACUUUGAAAAUGGAUUCAGUAUUGUUGGUGGUGAAUUCACACGUCAAGCGGAAGUGACUUUUAGCCCUGGUAAUGAGAAGCUGUCUAUCACCCAGCAUUUUAGCGGAAUCGAUGAACAUAACCACCUCACCAUUGCUACGAAACUGGAAGGGCAAGUGCCUGAAAUUCCGCAGGAAUCAACCGUGCAUAUAGAGCCAUAUAGUGAGCUGUACCACUACUCGAGCUCUGUAAUCAGGAGCUCUUCCAAUAUCAAGUACAUCGUAGAGCUUCCUGAUCAGUCCUCGCGGAGCUAUUCCUUCCAGCUGAAGCAGACCAUCACUUUCCAGGGCUGUAUCAAUGACGAUGGCCAGCAGCUGGUGCCUGCCACUCAGCAGCUGUCUGUCGACCGCACUUUCGUCCUUUAUGAUAAAAACGAGCAGAUACUGCGAUACGCCAUGAGUAACAAGAUUGGACCAGUGCAAGAUGAUUCGAGUUCAACGAACCAGAACCCAUGCUAUACCGGAAACCACGGAUGUGACACCAAUGCCAUUUGCCGCCCAAAACAGGGAAAUCAGUUCACUUGUGAAUGUUCUGCUGGUUUCCGCGGUAAUGGCUUAACCUGCUACGAUGUUGAUGAAUGCCGAGAGAACCCCUCAAUUUGUGGAAAUUAUGCCAUUUGUAACAAUCAGCCAGGAACCUAUCGAUGUGAAUGCUUCUCAGGCUAUCAGUUUGCAGACGAUGGCCGAACCUGUGUGGCUAUUCAGCGCCCCGAAAAUCCAUGCCAAGCUGGAACUCACGACUGUGACUCUCCUGAACGGGCUGGUUGCUUCUACACAGGGGGUUCAGACUACACGUGUGUCUGCUUACCAGGGUUCUCUGGAGAUGGAAAAUCUUGUGUCGAUAUUGAUGAAUGCCAACCAAGUCGAUGUCACCCAUAUGCUCAGUGCUUUAAUGUCCCUGGAUCUUUCAGAUGUCAUUGUGCCCCUGGUUAUCAAGGUGAUGGGUUCCAGUGUUCAGCCUCAGGCUCUCAGAAGACAUGUGAGCGUCACAGAGAAAAUGUCCUGAGCACCAUAGCGCCCAGAGGACCAAGACCCUUCGACCAGUAUGUGCCACAGUGCGAUUCACAAGGAAACUACCUGCCAGUCCAAUGUCACCAAACCCAGCACAGCUGUUGGUGUGUAGAUUCAAAUGGUCGUGAAAUUACAGGAACCAGGUCUGGCCCUGGAAUUCGACCCCCAUGUCUCAGCACAGUCACUCCUCCUGUUACAGUUGGGCCCACAGCUCGACCAGAUGUCAUCCCGCUGCCCCCAGGCACACAUCUACUCUUCGCACAAAAUGGGAAGAUAGAUCAUAUCCCGAUAGACGGCUUCAGCCUGAAGCAAAGCGAAGCGAGGACUUUACUCCACAUCCCUGAUAGAGUGGUCAUUGGUGUUGCAUACGACUGCUUAGACAAGAUGGUGUACUGGACAGACAUCGCUGGGCGUGCCAUCAGCCGGGCAAGUCUUCAAGGAGGAGAGCCCACGACCAUCAUCGCAACAGGUCUCGAGAGCCCUGAAGGGAUAGCCAUUGACCACUUAGGCCGCAACAUCUUCUGGACGGACUCCGGGCUGGACAGAAUUGAAGUGGCUAAAAUGGAUGGUGACCAGAGGCGGGUGCUGUUCUCUGAUGAGCUGGUAAACCCACGGGCAAUUGUUGCAGAUCCUGUCCAUGGGAACCUCUACUGGACGGACUGGAACCGAGCAGCUCCCAAGAUUGAGACCUCUUACAUGGAUGGAACAAACAGGCGGGUUCUUGUGAAAGACGAUCUGGGCCUGCCCAACGGACUCACCUACGACCCAUACACUGCAGUGUUGUGUUGGGCUGAUGCAGGGACCCAGAGGUUGGAAUGUAUAAAUCCGGAUCGCAGUGGACGUAGGAGGAUCCUUCAGGGUAUCCGGUACCCCUUCGGAAUUACGAGUUACGGAAGAUACUUGUAUUACACUGAUUGGAAGAGGGACGCUGUUGUAGCCGUGGACCGUAUUAUUGGACGAGAAACUGAUGAAGAAAGGCCAACACGACGGUCCCGAUUGUAUGGAAUCACCACAGCGUACUCACGGUGUCCUCAAGGACAGAACCACUGUGCUGUAAACAACGGAGGUUGCACCCACCUAUGCUUGGCAACCCCUUGGAGCCGGUCGUGCCUCUGCCCCGAUUCUACACUAUCUGUCAGCUGCCUGGAGUCAAACUAAAGGCCGGGUGUUUCAGGGAGACCUCAUUACUGUUAAGAGUCAAACCUCUUCCUCAGAAGGCAAACUCCGCCAUGAAAAAUUAAAAUAUCAUUUUUAAAUUUUGCUAUUUUAAAUUACUUUUUUUAUUUGGAAUUUAAUACACUUAUUAUUAUAAAUUUACAACUGUAAAUAUGUUUUAUUACAGUUCACUAAAUUGUAUUAGAUGUGAUGUUGAGUUCUAACUUAACACACAAAGUGCUGGAGGAACUCAGCUGGUCAGGCAGCGUCUAUGGAGAGAAAUAAAUAGCCAAUGUUUCAGGCUGACACUCUUCAUCAAGACUAAUGAAGGGUCUGUGCUCAAAAUGUCGACUAUUUAUCCCUUUCCAUCAGUGCUGCCUGAUCUGCUGAAUUCGUCCAGCCUUUUGUGUGUGUUACUCUGGAUUUCAGCAUCUGCAGAAUCUCUUAUGUUUAAUUCAAACAUUAUGUUGCUUCACUGUACUGUUACUUUACCAUGAAUGAAGCCAACAUGUCGGGUAUUAUGUUACACUCUGUACAGCUUCUCAAAAUAUAGUAGACAAAAUAAAAUCCAACCUUUUUGUA